CUUUAUAUCAAAGUGUUAACCUUAACCUUAAUAACAAUUAUGUAUUUUCCGGUUUUCUGAUGGUGAAUACAAUUGGACAAUGGCAAUCAUCACAGCAGCGGGGAAUAUGCCUGCAUUAGUAACGGGAGUUACAAAUGCUACCAAGACGGCUGAUACUGUCUCUCUUGAUGACGUCAUUACCGGUCGACGUCAACGAGUGGAGACAAUGUGCCAACGAUUUUUCACGCGAACGAACGCGAUGUUGGAAAUAUCAGGCAUCCGACGUGCCAACAUGUCUUACUGCGUUGUGCAGAAAGCCGGAUGUACGAUGUGGAUCCGACUGUUCAAAUACUUCGAGGGUCAAAACUAUGAAAGAGGAAGCCCGAUGACUCUGACUAAAUACCAAGUUCAUUAUGAGAGAGCAGAUUUGUACAAACGGUAUACCAUUUACAACGGAGAUCAGUUUGUUAAAAGAUCGCACCGAGUCAUGACGGUUAGACAUCCGUUCACUCGGAUAUGGUCAGCUUUCAUUGAUAAAUUGCUGCUGCCAGACUUUUGGUUCUCCAAAGGCACACAAAUUGUACGCACGGUCCGUCCGAAAGCCAGCAAAAAGUCGCUUCAGUGUGGGAAUGAUGUGACAUUUCCGGAAUUCGUUAAGUAUUUACUCAAGAUAGGUCAUCAGCGCACUUAUGUGAACCAAGACAAGCACUGGCUUCCAGCAAGUGAUAUUUGUGACCCGUGUGCGUUCAAGCCGGACAUCAUAGCAAAACACGAAACGUUUAUUACAGAUCUUGAAUAUACAGUGAACCGGAUUGGGUUUGGAAAUCUAAUUAAUAGUAUUAAGGUCGAAGACCCUACUAAAUUUGAAAUUAGAGACGAAAUUGACUACAACUUUCAUAUCUAUGAUACAUUUAAGUCUUGUUUAACAAAACGCGAGCUUGCCGAAAGGCUAUGGGACGCUUUUAUACUGAACGGGUACAUUCUUGCAAACCAAACAUUCCCGAAGGAACUUCAGGAGGAUAAAAUAACUGCGGUUUCGUUUGAAGAAUUAGUGACAGACGUGCGAGCUAAAUUCACUUUAUCUCACGAAGAAAAGAAGGCAAUCCGCAAACGAGUGUUAAGUACGGCAUUCAAAGAAAUACCACAUUCGGACAUGAACAGAUUACGUGAUCUUUAUAAAAACGAUUUUGAUUUGUUUGACUACGAUCCUUUCCCUGAAUUUGUUCCGACGUAAUAUUUGAUUGGUCCUUAAUAAUCUUUAAGAAUAAGCAUGUUAUGUUAUAAAGUAUAUGUUCAGUAGUCCCACUUUCCAUCACGUAUUUAUUAUAAUCAAGCGAUUGUUGUCUUUGAUUUGAAAUGCUUUGGAUAUGAUUCAUUUUAAAAAUUCACAUGGCAGGUGCACAUUUGAACCUUAAAUCUUCAAAUCUUCGGCGCUUAAUUCAAUUUGACACUGUUCGUUUCGCGUCUUUUGAUUUUGCGAUGUAAUGGUUAGAAGAGGGUAAACCUUUUCACAAACGCACAUAUGAAUCUGCUGGGGGGGGGAUUGCUUAAGUCAUGACAACAGCUGGAUUGGUGUUUAACUUGGCACUGAUAAAAUAUUUGAAACUUCUUUCUGAAUUGCACGACGAUGAUCUGCGUAUAUUAAACUAAAUGAUACUAUGUCUCUAAAACGCUUUCAUAUGAAAGACGAUGUUAAGUUGAUAGUCGUUUGGUUUCAUUUCGAAGUGCCUCGGAAGAUUACAAUUCUGGUACCGGUUUGUACACUACCUUUAAGUAUUUAAAUAGUAAUUAGUAAUGGCUAAUUUGAAAUUUAUUAUCUUUCUUGGUAUUCAACUUUAAUUGCGAAGCUAUGAGGUUAAAUUGUGUUUACAAUUAAAUGUUUUGUCUAAAUAAUUGUUGACCAUGUAUUAUGUAUGGAGCUCCUUAAAGUCGGUUAAUCCCCCCCCCCCCCCCCCACAAAGCAUUUUGUUGAUCUUUUGAAGAAGUUGAUGCCAGUUUUAUUAAUGUGUGCGUUGUUUCCCUUUGUGUCUUGUCUAAUUUGUUUUGCAUCUCGACGUAUGGAAUUGUUUACUCGUGUUACAUAAAGAACCUCGUGUGGUAAUAAGGUUUCUCUAGUGAAGGUGCAGUUAUAGUUUUACUUAGUGUAUAAACGUUUAUAUUCCCUCUGUGCAUGUGUUAUUUUUGUUUUAUAAUUUCAGCAUUAGAUAACUUUAAAGUGAACAUACCAUAUCUAUAUAUGUGUUUGUUUGUUUUGAAAAUCAACAUUCAAAGGCACAUGUACAUAAAUCAAGCGCCAACAUUAUUUUUGCAAAUGUAUCCUUUCAUUACAUUAUCUGCAGCUGAAACGUAUUGUUGUACAUUUGUAUUGUUUCUAGGUGAGCAUAGCGCGCCAUCGUUAACAUGGUACCAUGGUAAUCUGCAUUAAGCAUAAAUUAGCUUAACUGCACAUUUGUAUUUUGUGUUAUGUUCGUGUUCAGAAUACUUUUGUUCAUGUUGCAAUAAGUUCAAUUAUGCCGAAAGGGUCGUCUAAUGUGGUUUUAUUGUUUAUAUCUAUUUUAUUCACUUUCUGUAUAAAGUACACACUCAGUUGUAAUGAAAUACCAAUUUUAUGCACGCAUAAAAAGAAAAAUAGUCUCAACUUUUGCCAACCAGGGUAAAAGUGAAAGUGUUAUUAACAAGUUGGAUUAAUUAAGAUGUGUCUGGUUACACAAUUUAAAAUAAAUAUCCCAUAAAAAAGUUUUUUUUAGUACUUUCUUCAUCAUGGAGAUUUUUAGUUGUUCGCGUUAGCAGACAACUAAUUUUAAGAUGGAGUUUUGCAAGUCAGUCUGCUCUUGACUACGCUAAGAACGAUAACCACUGCAUCUGCUGCAUCCGCGCAAUGUUGUCUUCUCACAGAAAUCCAAUACUAGCAGACAACUAAUUUUAAGAGGG
Dreissena polymorpha is the source of this 2910-nucleotide messenger RNA. Its product is annotated as carbohydrate sulfotransferase 13-like. The record is from RefSeq and is a predicted model, not a curated record. The transcript has 2 exons. Gene Ontology annotation, cellular component: membrane. Bases 80 to 1213 code for a protein of 377 amino acids. Lineage: Eukaryota; Metazoa; Mollusca; Bivalvia; Myida; Dreissenidae. Gene Ontology annotation, biological process: carbohydrate biosynthetic process. Gene Ontology annotation, molecular function: sulfotransferase activity.